GGGCAUAUUGAUAAAUUUAAUCACUUUCUACCUAGCUCAAAACAAGUGCUAUGCCCUUUACAUGAAUGUUCUGUGCUACAUUUUUUAUGUUAAGCUCUUCAUAUAAUUUCUUUUGUUCUCUCUAUAACCUUGCUUGCUUUAUAUUGAUUUUUACUAUAAUUAUUGGGUGAUACAUUGUUCUGAUUUGGAUUUGAUUGUUUCAGGACUUCAACAUAUUUGUUCUUUCUUAUCUUUCUACAACUUGCAGGGUUUUCAUUUUCUUGACCUUUUCUUCUUACCAUGGAUGUGGCCACAACACAAGAACAAGACAGAGUGAUGGGGAAUAAAAAUUAUUUGGCGAUGAAGACUGAUGCUUCGGCAACAGAAGAAUUGAUCACUUCCGAUUUGAAGGAUCUUGGCAACGCUGCCAAGAAACUGGCUAACCAUGCGAUUAAGCUUGGUGGGCUUGGAUUUGGGACUUCUUUCCUUCAAUGGGUGGUUUCAGUUGCUGCAAUAACUGCCAGCCGCAUUGAUUCUUCUCAUGGUGGUGUCACCCGGCUUUUUGGCCGACACUGUGAGGGGCAACUGGAUUGGUCUUGGGAUAUGUCUUGUCAUCGGGUGUUAUUUGCUGCAAGAACACAUCCGAGCAUCUGGUGGUUUCAGAAAUUCCUUUACAAAAACCAAUGGCAUUUCGAAUACUGUUGGCAUAAUCCUUCUGUUGGUCUAUCCAGUAUGGGGGCUGAUACUUUACAUCCUAUAGGCACCAUUACUAGUGCAGCUUCUGGAUUGUUUUCAAUUUGCAAAUCUGAACCUUACACCAUCUAUAUUACUAUUUGGUUUGUCAGCUGGAUUGUGUAA
This is a messenger RNA of Ilex paraguariensis (yerba mate), 837 nucleotides long. The record is from the annotation of a GenBank genome assembly. Lineage: Eukaryota; Viridiplantae; Streptophyta; Magnoliopsida; Aquifoliales; Aquifoliaceae.